Molecule: messenger RNA, 1251 nt
Organism: Phragmites australis (common reed)
Lineage: Eukaryota; Viridiplantae; Streptophyta; Magnoliopsida; Poales; Poaceae
Exons: 2
Coding region: 1-1251 (416 amino acids)
Source: RefSeq, a predicted model, not a curated record
AUGGCCAAUCAAACCUGCCUACUAGAGACCAUAGCACAAGCAGAGAACAACAACCGAGGGUAUGGACCUCAGAACAAGAUGGCAGAGUUCGUGAGAAUCAAACCUCCAACUUUUGAUAGUACCGAAGACCCCUUAGAGGCUAAUGACUGGCUAAGGGACAUCACCAGAAAGCUCAAAGUCAUCAACUGUGAGGGUCAAGAAAGGGUGAAUCUAGCAACCCAUCAACUUACUGGAUCAACAACAGAAUGGUGGGAGAAUUACUGUGAGGCAUCAGUAGAUGCCGAUGCCAUCACUUGGGAGGAAUUCUGUGAAGAGUUUCGGAAGCACCAUGUGCUAGAAGGGACCAUGGAAAUGAAGCCUGAUGAAUUUUGCAGCCUAAAACAAGGAUCAAUGAUAGUAAACCAAUAUAUCCGGAAGUUCAUCCGUCUUUCCCGCUAUGCCCUAGAGGACGUAUCAACAAACAAGAAGAAGCAGGACUGUUUCAAGAAAGGAUUGCAAAGCAGCUUGUAUAUCCAGCUCGUGUCUGUCGUCUACCCCGACUUCAACACUCUAAUGAAUAGGACCAUCCUUCUAGAAGAGGCCUGUGCGCCCAUAGAGGAAGAAAGGAAAAGGAAGUUCUCUGACCAGGGGCAACAGGGCAUCAUGUCAUUUGGAUUGACAAAUGCCCUGGCAUACUUUAUGAAUCUGAUGACCAAGGUGUUCAUGGAGGAACUGUACCGAUUUGUGAUAGUGUUUAUUGAUGAUAUUCUCAUCUACUCAAGGAGUGCCAAAAAGCACGAACAACAUCUAAGGGUGGUUAUGGAAAGGCUAAGAGCACACCAGCUUUACGCCAAAUUCAGCAAGUGUGAGUUUUGGUUUCAAGAAGUGAUAUUUAUUGCACAUGUCCUCAUGGCAGAGGUAGUAUCGGUGGACCCUUCGAAAGUUGAAGUAGUGGUUGAGUGGAUUCAACCAGUCAAUAUCUCAGAAAUCAGAAUCUUCCUUGGACUAGAGGGUUAUUACCGCAAGUUUAUUGAAGGAUUUUCAAAAUUGGCUAAGACAAUGACCAAGCUUCUCCAAAACGAUGCCAAGUUUGAAUGGGAUGAAGCCCGCGAGAAGACUUUCCAAGAACUCAAGAAGAGACUGACUACCGCCCUGGUGUUAAAGUUGCCAAAUAUCCAGAAGGACUUCGUGGUCUAUCGUGAUGCCUCACGCCAAGGUUUAGGUUGUGUAUUGAUGCAACAAGGUAAGGUUGUAGCUUAUGCAUCUAGGUAA